CCGGCGGCCGGAGGAAGCGGGGGCGGCGGGGCCGGGGCCGGGAGCGGGGCAGAAUCCCGGGAUCGGGAUGCGGGCACGGCCCGGGACGCCGCCUCGCUGCCCGGAGCGACACCAUGCACCCGGCUGUGGCUGUGGGGCUGGUGUUCGGCGGCUGCUGCAGCAACGUGGUGUUCCUGGAGCUGCUGGCCAGGCAGUUCCCAGGGUGUGGGAACAUCGUGACCUUCUCCCAGUUCCUGUUUAUUGCAGUGGAAGGUUUUAUCUUCGAGGCCAAUUUUGGGAGGAAGAGCCCAGCCAUCCCCAUCAGGAACUAUUUCAUCAUGGUGGCCAUGUUCUUCACCGUCAGUGUGGUCAAUAACUACGCCCUGAACCUGAACAUCGCGAUGCCGCUGCACAUGAUCUUCCGCUCGGGUUCUCUCAUAGCAAGCAUGGCUCUUGGGAUCAUCAUCCUGAAGAAAAGGUACAGUGUGUCCAAGUACACCUCCAUAGCCCUGGUGUCCCUGGGCAUCUUCACCUGCACCUUCAUGUCUGCCAAGCAAGUGGCAUCUGACUCCAGCUUAAAUCAAGAGGAUGGACCCCAGGCUUUCCUCUGGUGGUUGCUGGGUAUUGCUGCCCUCACCUUUGCCCUGCUGAUGUCUGCCAGGAUGGGGAUUUUCCAGGAGACUCUGUACCAGAAAUUUGGGAAGCACUCCAAGGAAGCCCUGUUCUACAACCACGCCCUGCCACUCCCAGGAUUCCUGCUCCUGGCUCCCAACAUUUACCAGCAUGCUGUGCUCUUCAACCAGUCUGAGCUGUUCCAGGUGCCAGUGCUCGGCCUGACCCUGCCAAUCAUGUGGUUCUACCUCCUCAUGAAUGUCAUCACCCAGUACGUCUGCAUCCGCGGCGUGUUCAUCCUGACCACGGAGUGCACGUCCCUCACCGUCACCCUGGUGGUGACACUCCGAAAAUUCGUCAGCCUCAUCUUCUCCAUCCUCUACUUCCAGAACCCCUUCACAGGCUGGCACUGGCUGGGCACUGCCUUUGUCUUCGUGGGCACCCUGAUGUACACAGAGGUGUGGAACAGCCUGGGGCCCCUCCUGGCCCGCUGCAGGAGCAGGGGGCUGAAGGAGGAGUGAACCAGGCACUUCCUGCAGGGACCUUUCUGUGGUUUUCCAGAGCAGAGCAGAGCAGCAGGGAGCCCCUCCCCAGGGGGUGUUUUUAUAACAGGGGAGGUGUUGGCUGUGCCAAGCUCCUGGGAAAUGGGGAUCCUCUGCUGGGAAUGGAUUAUGGAGAAACAAUCUGGUUAUUUUCUGUGAGUCAGCAUUUUUAUGUGACCCUUUUGCUUCCAAGGUUUUCUCUUUUUUUUUCUUUUUUUAAGGAAAAGCUGACUCAGAGCUUUGUUGGGAGCCCAACUUUUGUGGUGUUGGCUUGGAUCAGCUGGACCCUGAGCCAGUCUGGUGCUGACCUUUGAUUGUCCCAGAGUCUGGAGCUGAUGGCUGAGCCCCAUUCCAGUGGGAAUCCCUGAUCCCUGUGCUGGGAGCCUGUGGGAUGCAGCCCCAGCUGGAGCUGCCAGUGGAUCCUGAGAGGGCUGGGUUUAUUCUCCCUUUCCCAGUUGGGAUCAGCUUCCCCAUGGCUUUUGUGUCAGCCUGGCAAAGGCUCCUUGUCCCUCAGUGUCACACCUGCUUGUUUUCCUGGAGUUUCCCUGCAGUUUUCCUGCAGCAGCACCUUGUUCCCAUUCCUGCUCAGCUGGGACAGUUGAGGCAUCCAGGAGGGAUAAAGGAAAAAUGAUGGAAAAAAAAAAUCCCAACAUGAUGGAAAGGCAGCACCCAUCCCAAGCACUCCCUGAGCCAAGGUCACCUUUCCAAAACUACUUCAUUUUAUUUUUUUUUAUCAGCUGUCUGGGAUAAUCCUCUUCCCAGCUUUCCUGGCUUCAUCCUUGGGGAUGGGGAAAGGCUCCAUGCUGUACUGGGAGCACUGGUCUAGCCCCAGCCCCAAAUCCCAGUGUGGGAAAAGGGAACUCUGUCCCAGGCAGAGCCAGGUGGUGCUGCCAGGACCUGCAGCUCCAUCCUGAGGUCCUGAAGGAUUUUUUUUUUCCCAGUUUCCAUUUUUCCUGAGCCUGAAAAACUGAAUUUCAAGUGCCAUGGGAUUUUUCCAAGGGUUUUGUAGAUGGGGAGGCUGAGCUGGUGUAGGUCAGGUGUUGUUCCAGCUGUUUGUGGUGGCUCCAGGGACACAGAGAGAGGCAAAACUUUAUCCCUGAUUUUCAUCUUCCAAGCUCUUCACAUGGAGCUUCAGCUGGGACUGGGGAGGUGGGGAAGCCAAGAGAAAUUUGGGAUGAAGGAUUUUAGGAAUAGGGUGAGGUUUUUCAGAGAUCAGACAUGGUGGGGAAACAGUGGAGCCAUAACUCAAGAUCUGUGGGUGUUUUAUCCAGGGGUUCUGGGAUCCAGGGAUUGUAAAAACCAGGGAUUGUUUGAUCCAGGGAUUGUAGGAACCAGGGAUUGUGGGAUCCAGGGAUUGUGAUAUCCAGGCUUUGUGGGAUCCAGGGAUUGUAGGAACCAGGGAUUGUGGGAUCCAGGGAUUGUGGGAUCCAGGGAUUGUGAUAUCCAGGCUUUGUGGGAUCCAGGGAUUGGGGGAUCCAGGGAUUGUAGGAAUCAGGGAUUGUGGGAUCCAGGCAUUGUUUGAUCCAGGGAUUGUAAGAACCAGGGAUUGUAGGAUCCAGGGAUUGUAAGAACCAGGGAUUGUAGGAUCCAGGCAUUGUAGGAUCCAGGCAUUGUUUUAUCCAGGACUGAGCAGAGCUGACACAGCUGUAACACUCCAGGUGUGACAUUCUGUGCAUACCUUGGGUCACUUUUCCUCUCCAGGACCUUGUGUGUUGUCCCCAAUUCCCAUGGGACACGGGAAUAUUUGGGGGAUUUGGGCAUUCCCUUUUUUAAACCAUGUGCUUUUCACUCCCAACACAUCAACUGUGAGUUGUUUGUUGCUGUCAGGGAUUUUUUUUUUUUAAACUCCCUGGUGUGAUCAGUGUUUGGAAUAUUUAUAGGCAGCAAUUCCCUUCCUGCUGGAGGACAGAGGAGGAAAGGUCCAGGCAGAGGGGCCUUGUUAGCCAAAAUUAAUUAAAUCCAGGCUCCCCUCCAGGCUGGGGGCUGCUGUUUAGUUUGGUUUUAAUGUUUGUGUAGAGAUCAGAGCACCUAUUUUUUAGCAGAGGUUGGAAAAGGGAAGGACCCCACUGCUUUUGGGGUGGCUGGUUGGGUUUAGGGUGGGGUUUGGGAUGGUUUUUUUAAAGUGAAAUAAAUCUGUAUCCUCUUCAAAGGUU
Molecule: messenger RNA, 3286 nt
Organism: Oenanthe melanoleuca
Lineage: Eukaryota; Metazoa; Chordata; Aves; Passeriformes; Muscicapidae
Gene: SLC35B4
Product: solute carrier family 35 member B4
Exons: 10
Coding region: 114-1112 (332 amino acids)
Biological process (GO): transmembrane transport
Cellular component (GO): Golgi membrane; endoplasmic reticulum membrane
Molecular function (GO): UDP-N-acetylglucosamine transmembrane transporter activity; UDP-xylose transmembrane transporter activity
Source: RefSeq, a predicted model, not a curated record